CUUUUGCAACCCGCUCCCACCCUCCACCGAAUUGCCGGGAAGAGCCUUGCUUUUCUAAGAACAGGAACAGGAUUUGGCUACCGAACUGGCGGGGGAACAGCUGCGCUAUACUCAAGCUGCGGCAAGGCCCACUAGGCUCGCUUAGACGACCGUCUGAUCUUCGAUAGCUUGGCCUAACCCAACCAUCUCGUCCUUCCAACCGCGACGCCCAACACCGACAAGAUGGGUGUCGAAACCAAAAAGAAGUCGUCCGAGCGACCACUACCCGUGCCCAGCGCAACCGAAUCGUCGAUAAUGAGCCCGACCCAGAGCGAGCUGGGAACCGAGGACAAGUCAUCCUACUCGCUGCCUGAGGACGGCACCCCGGUCACCAUCAAGACACACAAUCGAGGCAAAUCGCAGACCUCGCUCUUGAUCGAGUAUUUCGAAGGAGGAAAAGGAGCCCCAUCUGGAGACGGGCGCAAACCCAGCGUACGUGUUCGCCUCACGCCAAGCCACAAGUCCAAUCGCAAAAGCAGCGGUUCCAGUCGAGGUCGCAUUGAAAUAACAGAAGCAAAGUCAACGAGGAGAUCGAGCCAGAGCCGCCGCGCCGAUCGCCAUUCCCAAAGCGCCCUUGCCCGUAGCGAAAAUGAGUUGAUGUCCGUCUUGAGCGGGGGCGACGAAGACAACAAUUCGUACGCCUCUGCCACUGAGGAGAGUAGCGUUAGUCGCAAUAUCGAGAUCGAAAUCGGCGAACGAAGCGAACGUAGCGCCAACCGACGCCCCCGCCGCCCUGCCAGCCCUUUGAUCCCAUCUGCUGAUAGCAAAAAUAGCUACAAUGCCGGCAACACGAGCGACAUCUCGGCCAUCCCGAGCGACAGUUUCCUUGACGAGCCUUACGUAUCCCGCAAGAACUCGGAUGUCAAGAGCCCUGGCUCCAGGAGCGUGAGCCCCUCACGCGGCGGGGAUGCCCUUGCUGGCGCUGGUGCUGGUAUCACAGCUGCUGCAGUUACUGACAAGCUCCGUACCAAGAGCCGAGAUGAGAGCAGGAAUCGAGAGUACGAGCGCGGAGAGCGCGAAAAGGUAUCGGUGACCAAGACGCGCGGCGAUAAAGAGAAGAGCGGCAGUAAUAACCGCCUCCACAAGUCGACCAAGAGCAGGACCAGUAGUCUCAGCAAAGAGGAAAGGAGUUCGAAGCGCUCAGAGUCCCCACGCAGGAGAUCCAAGCAAUCCGAUUCCAUGGUAUCGGGAGCGGAUUCAAGCAUGCUUUCGACUGCAGCUCCCAGCCAACGCUCCGUGGGUGCCGAGUCAAUGCGCUCAGGUCAGUCAAAGGCCUCCUCCAUCAACAAUCCCAAGCUCCUGGAGACAGUAGAGGACGCCAUUCGUCGCCUUAUCCUUCCAGAACUCAAUGCCUUGAAGAGAGAGCAGAGCUUGCGUCAGGAUCGUAAGGCAGCCUCGACGACGUCAAGUGCGACGACGGCUUCUAGGGAUGAAGGCAGUGAUAGGCGCCGGACGUCUAGAGCUGACAGAAAUUCGGGCACCACUCCCACACCCAAGGAGCCCAUCAAGAUUGAGAAGCGAGACAGAGAAGCCCGCAAUGCCUUCGAUGAGAGUCCGGCACAAAGUGCCCUCAGCCAAGACACGAGAAGCGAUGUGCAUGAUAUUGACCACAGCCCCACGGGAAGCGCUGACCGUCUAAAGACUGCUGCUGCCGGUGCGGCUGCUGCCCAUGACAGCGUCAAAUCUCCUGGAGAGAACCGCAGUAGGAGGCGAAGACGUGAGUUGCGGAAUUCUGCUGGCAAUGAGUAUGAGGAUUAUGAUGAUGAUGCCUCCUCCGACUUCCUCGCACCUGCUCCCCCUAUGCCGUUAUUGAGCGACCUCAACCCAUCGGACGUCACCAGAGCCUCUAUCUUAUCUGCCGACACGGAUGGUCCUCACUCGGCUAGCGAGGAGAUUGCACCGAAGCAAGAUCAGAAUGGCCAGUACCACACCGAGGAUUCCACUCCGACACCCACCCGGACCCCGAUUACUCUACUGUCAUUGGGUACUCAGCAUGCCAAUAUUUCCCAUGGAGACCUGAAACAGCUGCCACGUCAACGGGGUGCCGAGAACCAGGGCAACGACUACCACAGUGGCGCACCGUCUGUUGAUUCCUAUGAUGAUCUGGACGAUUACGAUGAUCACGAGCGCGAAUACGGGAAUAGCCCAUACGACUACUACAACACGCAAGAGGUGCCGCCUCCACUCAAGUAUGUUCCUUACCAGCCUGAGAAGCGCGGUCUGAGUCCUAUCCCCAGCGUCUCCGGAUACACUGAAGGCAGUGAGGCGCCGAACCGUGAUUCUCGCGCAUUCGGCGGCUCGGUAUCAAGCGGCUCCCGUACUCCUGAAAACAUGUCCGUAGCCAGCUUGAGGACGGCGGGCAUGGAUCGAAGCAACGUGAGCGGAAUGACCAAUAGCGAGGUUGACGGUAAUGGUCACGCUGUCCGUGCCGUUGGAGCCAACCCGAACUACGUCCACACCUCUGGUGUCGAUUCCAACCAUGCUUCGUUCGUUGAGGGCUCCGUGGUAGAUUCGCUUAGAUUUAGCGGCGUCAAUCAGCAGCCAUACCGCAACUCGAUGGCUACCAAUGGAAGCCAAGAGGCAGACAGGCCAGACACGGCUGGCAAUGAUAGCCAGGCCUCAUACGACUACCAAGAGUAUGACGUCGACGAGUAUGGAAGGAAGGUCCCAAGACAGCGUCAUUACACCACCGCCUCAGAGGCUGCUAUUACCAGCGCUGCGGUUGGUGCCGCUGCCGCCGCCCUCAGACAGCAGGGUAAGCAAGAGAACCAGGGCACUUCGGAAUGGCAAGGGGAGGGCGUUCAGCGCAACCAGUCCUUCAAGGAGCGCGCCCAGAACGGAUCUGGACCCGCACUGCAGCCAAAGCACAGUGUCGACAGGAUGUCGGACGUCUCUGUGCCCAUCAAGUUGGGCUUCAGUGGCUUGCCGGAUAUCAGCAGCCCGUUGCCAGACUUCGAGCACUGGAACGAGGAUGAUCUGCUCACUAACCCAUCGUUGCUCAAUGGAGAGGAAGGUGGUGAAUGGGAGGGAGAUGCUACCCCCAAGCAGCGCCCCCAGUCGUCCGUUGAUGACUUCAACUACCGUCCUCUUGACGGCACUCAUGAUGCUCUGCAAAAGGGUCUCAACCUCAGCGGCAACCAGCAGUCCGGUCAGGAGCAGGAUGAGUGGUACAGGACUGACGAGGAUCGGAAGCGCGAUACUUUGGUCACCAACCCCUACGAGGAUGCCAGCCCCAUUGCCAACCUUGCUGGUCUGGGAGAUAGUCUUCUUUCUCCUGGUGGUCGUGAUAACUACGACAAUGCCACUCGUAGCCCUGUCGGUCAGAAGGUCGAUGAGGGAUAUAUCUCCCAGGGACCUAACAAGACCCCCGAUACUUCGAUGGACAAGGGCAAGGGUCUCGCCUAUGGCACUCCUCUCAACCUUGGUAGUGCUAAGAAUCAGAAUCCCAUGGACUUCUUCGGCUCCGGUUCACGACAAGUUAGUGGCAUGUCGGACGGAAUGGACUCGCAGAUGUAUGAUCCCGCCACUGGAACGGGAAUUGACAAGAUUGAGUCCAAGGAUAUCAUGGCUUUGAUGCAACAUUUGAUGGUCCGCGAUGCUCAGCGCAGUGCUCGCGAUACCGAGAUUUUGGUCACACUCGUUCGCGCCGCCACAGAGAUGCGUAACAACUUUGAAGACCUCAAGCGUCUCCUUGCUGAUACUGAGGAUGUUAUCAUCACCGAAGUCAAGGAGAACACGGAGAAGACAGUCCAGCGCGCCAUCAACGGCCCUCGUCCUUAUCCUGGUAGCGCUCCUCGCUCUCUUCACUCCAACUCGCAGGCAGGCACUACCACUACGAUGGACGAGAUGAGCAACAAGAAGCAGAAGAACAUCUUCCGCCGUGCUCUGAUGAAGGGCCUGGGUCACAAGGGACCUAACGACCUCGGCAGGAUUGAGGAUAUGCUGAUGCAGCUCCUGACUCAGGUCGAUGUGCUCAAGUCCCAGACUGUUCCUGGCGCUGGCUCUGUGCCCAUGAGCCAUCAGGAUGAGCGUUCGUAUGAGAACAUGCAAUCUCAGGGCCAAUACGAGCAGGAUCGUGGUUACGAGCCCGAGGGACAUGCUGGAACUUCCACUAACAGUGCGUCUCAGUCCGGACAGCUGUCCAUUCAGUCUCGGGGAACAUCCGGCCAGCAAAACUUUGGCCGCAAGGUGUCCGGUCACAGGAUAAGUACCGUGCCCGAGGACAACGAGGAUGAGUAUGACAAUGAGAGCAUUCGCUUUGGCGGGCCGGAAGUUUUGAUGACCCCUGCGCAAGAACAGCGUUCUGGUUCGUUGCAAGCGACGCCUCGUGGGUCGCCGCCUACCGCUUCGGGCGCUCUUCAGAUGUCGCCUGGUUACGAGAAUACUCGGUCGCCUGCGUAUGAGAACCCUCAGUCGCCCGCUUAUGAGAAGACCAGGUCCCCUGAUUACCAGCAGCAAUACGAAAGUACCAGGUCGCCAGACUACCAGAAUGCUGCUAAGCAAAACGAGGACCAGAAGAAGAAGGGAAGGUCGAGCUGGUUCAAGUCCCGGUGGUCGGAGAGCACUACAACUACCAACAUUACUCAACUCUUCCGCCGCAGCGGCCAGUCACGCAAGGAGGAGGAAGACGAGCAGCAGUGGAGCCCAAUCAGGCCGGCCGAGCAGCCUACGAUGCCUACGUAUCGCAACAACACGGUUUCGUCUCGCGCGGACUCGGUUGCCACCUCCGACUACUCGGAUAUGUUUCAGUUCUCCAACCCUCAUCCCAAGCCCAAGCCCAACAACAACAACAACCCCUACUCGCAGGGACGUGGGCCAAGCCACGACGUUCACGAGGACCCCGAGUCCCCCGUGCUUGCGUACAACUCGAUGCAGCCACCGCAGCCUAACUGGGUGACGAUGACGCCCGAGGAAGCCAAGUACAAGGCUCAUCGCAACUCGCUCAACCUGGUGCACCCUCAGCCCCGGCAGGGCCAGACGGAGCGCUUCAAGCAAGCGCUCGAGUCUCAGGCGCUCGGCUUCACGGGUGGCAACUCGCCCAUGCUGAGCCCCAAGUCGGAAGACUGGGCCGGAUCCGCCACCAGCCUCAACCGGCUGCCUCGCAACCUGAACCGCGAUAGUUUCGACUCUCAGGGCAACGAGGCCAACCCGAACUGGCAGCAGAUCUACGGCUCUUCAUCGCCGGCUCCGGCGAGCCUCAACGCGACUUCUGGCGGACCUCCCAGGCCGCCUAAGGAGCCCAUUGAUGGCAGCACUGGCAGCGGCCCCAACAGCCCGAGCCAGGCACGCAGGUUGGAGAACAAGAACCUGAGUGGAGCGACGGGCCAGGUAUCGAGACGGCCUAGUGGGCCCCGGCCAAUGACGCCCUCGAAUGAUAGGGAGGGCAGGGGAAGUGGAGGAAAUCUGAGCGAAGGGAGCAGAAGGACUGGAAGCUUGUUGAGGGAUUAGAGCAUGGGAGAUGAUGUGGUGAUGAAUGGUAUGAUGAAAUCUAGACGAUGGAUGUCUAGGUGGAUGUGAUGGAUGCGAAUGAGACAAGAUGGAUGGAUGAAUAGAUUUGUCUGAUGUUGAAAGGAAGGGAAAG
Molecule: messenger RNA, 5620 nt
Organism: Neurospora hispaniola
Lineage: Eukaryota; Fungi; Ascomycota; Sordariomycetes; Sordariales; Sordariaceae
Exons: 2
Coding region: 223-5487 (1754 amino acids)
Source: RefSeq, a predicted model, not a curated record